Mya arenaria is the source of this 2971-nucleotide messenger RNA. RefSeq lists its product as uncharacterized. Gene Ontology annotation, cellular component: nucleus; site of double-strand break. The coding region runs from base 90 to 1772 and encodes 560 amino acids. The transcript has 11 exons. NCBI's taxonomy places the organism in Eukaryota, Metazoa, Mollusca, Bivalvia, Myida, Myidae. Gene Ontology annotation, biological process: double-strand break repair. The record is from RefSeq and is a predicted model, not a curated record. Gene Ontology annotation, molecular function: 3'-5' exonuclease activity; DNA-(apurinic or apyrimidinic site) endonuclease activity; NAD+ poly-ADP-ribosyltransferase activity.
ACUCACUUCCGCAAACAAUGGCUAUACAAAUUGCUGAUCAAGCCCGUUCUUGAUUUAAUGUUGAUUCACUAAAUCGUCUCGAAAAUAACAUGGCAAUUGUCAAGGGUAAGAAAAAGGCCACCGAUAUACCAGAAUGUCCAUACGGAGCGCGCUGCUACCGAAAGAAUCCUCAACAUUUCAUAGAUUUCUUCCACCCUAAAAAAGCCAAAACUUCAGACACAGAGUCAAACUCGGACAGUGGAACGGACGCUACUGACGGUCCUUCGACGUCAAGCGUCUCAAAACUGCCGACAACAGACGAUAGUAGCCUUCCACCGUGCAAGUAUGGGGCAAAGUGUUACCGGAAGAAUCUGAUGCAUUUUGCCGAAUUCUCACAUCCGACCACUGUUGUGGCUUCCGUGCAGAAGUCGGACAGCGGUAGUGACACAGAUGAGAUCUCAGAUGAAGAUGACAAAGACAGCGUGAAGAAGGAUGUAAAGACAUCAGAUAUCCUUAAACGUGGAAUGUCAUUGGUGAAAUCUUACAGUCAGAUGACAGAGGCUGAGAGAAAAGAGCUCAUUAAGAAAGCGUUUGAGGCUAAACAGAAACUGCAGGAAGAGUUGGCGGAGACCAAGGCUGAAGUGAAGAAGAAAGAUGAGGAACUUUCAAAUCUCCAAAAACAGGUAACAACAGGCUUCUUACUGAUGGAAGGGGAAAAGGAAGCACUGGAAGGGUCUGAUGUCAAAUACUUUGAGCUUUUCCCGGAGCGAUCGUAUAAAGAGGGCUCAGCAGCACAGAUGCAUUUCCGUCUUGCUGAAUCACAGUUUUAUAGGCUCCUCUCUGGUUCCUCAAUAAAGUUGACGAAGGUGGAAUAUGUUGUGAACCCAGACCUUGUCGAACAUUUCAAGCUGUGUCGUGAAAAUCUGAAGAAAACACGGGGGGAAGACUGUUCGUAUCCAGUGUUGGCAUUUCACGGGACAACAGAACAAAACAUACCGCUCAUUUGUAAAGACGGAUUUAAGAUACCAGGUGACAGUGGUCACAAGCAUCGCACCGAUACUGGAUGGUAUGGAAAGGGCGUAUACUUCAGUGAAUAUCCUAGCUACUCCAUGGGCUAUAUAGCGGGGUCCCAGAAAAUGCUACUAUGCCAAGUCCUCCCCGGAAAGGCAUACCAGUGCACAAAGCUAAUCCAUGGAGCCUCACUAAUGAAGGGACACGACUCCCAUGUGUCUCCAUGCAAGAAGGAGCUCGUCAUCUUCAACAAGUUCCACAUCCUUCCCCAGUAUAUCGUACAUUAUAAACAAAAUGUGGGCGAGUUCCAGUAUGAUGCAGUUCCUGAUAAGAAGGCCGGGCUGGCAAAGAAGAUAGCAAGUGCGGCUGCCGUGGGGGUUGGGAAGGUGAAGGCUGCAUUAACAGGGAAAGGAACAAAGAAAAAGGGGGGAAAACUCUCUAUUGACGAUCUUACAGACUCGGCACUCAUGGCCAACAAACACGCAAAAGCUAUGAACAUGCCUGCCUCAAAAGCUCUCUCUGGGUAUAAGGUACAGUUUACUGGAGUGUUCAUGGAACCGCAGGCUGGAUGCCAAGCACUUGCUACUAAACAUGGUGCCCAAAUAGGGACCAAGGCUGUAUUCAACCUUCUCGUUGCUGGCAAGGGAGAGUUUGACAGCCAGACAAGUAAAGUUAUUCAGGCAAAUAAAAAGGGGGUGCCUAUUGUUGGAGAAAUGUUCAUGUACGACUGCAUCAUCAACAAGAAGAAACUGGAUGAAUCAAACUACAGUCUCGAGGAUUGAAACUACAACGCGGCAGCCUUGUAUUACCAAACUUCAUGACAGAUUAUAUAUUUCACUAGGAAUUUUGUGAAAAAAUUAGAUUAAUUCUGAUUUUAUUUUUUGAAAAAAUGAAUUUAAAAAACAGCCUGAUUGUGACAAAGUUAUGAAUAACUAAAUACAAUCUAUUUCUCAGGCUGUUAUUUUGAUCAUACUCUGUGGAGUUUAGCUGCAUAUUAUCUACGGUAAAAUUUGAUAACAAUUGUAGAUGGUGAUGCGAAUGGUCUUUUUAUGUAGCAAUAUGUUUGCAAAACUAUUAGCAAACAUUUGACAUGUAGCUGGUGUGACAAUACUUGACAUGUAAAACCACAAGGUUUCAAAUCUUAACAAAAGCUUGCAGUCUUGUAUAUUGGAAUGCUGUACUUUUAAUUUGGAAUAGUCACAUGCUCAGUGGUUAGAUCUAAUGCGACCACUCCAUUGAUUGAACUCAAGACUUAGGCUUGAAAAUCAGGUGCUCUACCAACUGAAGGCAAACUGUGUGUGGAGAUUUAAAAAGAAGACAUCUAUUACUUGCAGGCAUUUCCUGAACUAACCUACAGAUAUAUGAAUUAUUAUAGAAUUGUUCAGAAUGUGUCGAAAUAUAAGCAAUUUGAGCUCCUCUGACAAUUUUUGCAAAAUUAUCACUAGCUGAUUCAAGCUUGUGACUGUUUUUGAUAGUUUAGUUUUGUAUUAAUGUAUGAUGUCUAUAUAUCCCCCCCACCCCCAGAUUGUUUUGUUUUGUAUUAAGAUAUCAUGUGGGUGUAGCCUGCCUCCCCUCUCCCUUGUGAACCCGAAUACUGCUUCAGAUAGGAGCAAACUAUCACUUGAAUGUGGCCCUCACCAAUCUACCAGAAUUAUGACUUCCUUUUCCUUUCUGAAUUUCUAUUUAAGGGUCACACUAGUUUUUAUCUUUACUUUUAUAUAUAUAUGUAUGUUUUGGGUGAUAGUGUCAUUUUUAUCAAUUUUGUUUUUUAUAAACCAUAUAUUUUACAUUUUAUUUAUUUACACCCAACUGUUUUGCCAUAUUGUAUUUUUUAUGUUAACUGUUUGAUCUAUUAAAAGUGCAAACUAAUAAAUUCAGUAAAAGAAAUGUGAAAUUAAUUUGACUGUUAUAGUGUUUUUACUUUAUAAUAUUACAUAAAAAAGCUCAUGCAUUUGAUUUUAGCCAUGCAAUGAAAACUUCA